Molecule: messenger RNA, 4537 nt
Organism: Lates calcarifer (barramundi perch)
Lineage: Eukaryota; Metazoa; Chordata; Actinopteri; Centropomidae
Product: NF-kappa-B essential modulator
Exons: 2
Coding region: 2430-3719 (429 amino acids)
Source: RefSeq, a predicted model, not a curated record
AAAUCCAGGGGAAUCAGUGAUUAAAAUCAGCUUGAAUUUGUUGGAAAAUACAGAGUUUGAACUUGAAUCUUGUCUCAAACUCUGCAGAUAUCAACUUUGCAUCCUUAUAGUGAACCAACCAGCAGUCAUACAGGCAUUUACACUGACUGGAUUAGUGGUUGGUUAAUACAGAUGUUAAGAGUAGAAACUAAUGUUUCACCUCAGCUACAGAAGUUGUUCAAGUAAGUGAGGUUAUGCUCUUUUUUUGCCAAGUCAGAUGAUGUGGUUGUAUUAUACAGUUACUGUGGACCUUAAAGUUGUGUAGUUACUCUUCUCUGCAGGGGCAUCAGAUGAAAAAAAACUAAAACAUAUUAAAUAGACUAUUAUACUAGAUUAAUCCAGGAUAUAGACUGAAAUAAACAGACCAUUGGUAUCUCUCUUAUACACAAACAUUGUGAUAUAUGUCAAGGAUUUUACUUUUUACUUUUUUUUUUUUUUUUUUACUUUUUCACUUUUGUACAGCACUUUCCAAUAAACCCAUAUGUCACUAUAACCAGUAAAACCCACUACAGCCUGAAAUAAGAUCAACUAAAGUAACUUUUCAACAACAUUUAGCCAGGCAUAGAUGUCCUCCUCUGCUGGGCUGUACUAACAUCAGCUGCUCUGACAAUAAAUUUCAAAACCCACGAGCCUCAACUCAUCCUUCUGAUCCAUAUAAAGCCAUACCUUCCGUAUAUAAGCAUAUUUUUCCUAAAGAAACAUACAUGAUUUAAUCUGUUGCUUUACUGUUUCCACUCUCAGUCAAACUGCGUUCAGUCACAGCACAUAAAUCAGCCAGUACAUUCACUUUUAAAAUGUCCACCUCCAAGACUCCUACAUUACCCACCGCAGUCAGCCAUAACAGAAACAAGUGGGACUGUAAAUAACAAUUAUGUUCAUAAUUGAUUUAUCUGCAGAUUAUUUUUUUCAAUUGAUCACCUGCUCUAUAAAACAUCAGGAGACAAUUAACAUAAUAAAAUGUCUUGUUUUGUCUGACUGAGUGUCCAAAACCCAAAGAUACUCAAUGUAAAAGAAAAGCAGCAAAAUCUCACUUUCAAGAAUCAUAUUAAAAUUAUUUAUCAAUUUUCAAAAUAAAUGCUGAUUAAUUUUCUGUCAAUCAGUGAUUUAAUCUAACUGCCAAUAAUGUUAAAGACCAACAACACAUCUACGUAGCCAACGGCUGAUGACGAAUGACACUGUAGCCAACAAAAAAAUGAAGUGAUAACAGUUCAACAUCAAAUGAUGUUUCGUGGGCAGUAAAGGGAUGUUUCCAAAGAUAAGAUCAGGUAUGAUCAGUUGGUUUGGGUUUAUAUUAUUUAUUAGAAAAGUUGCUAAAAAAAUUCUCCCCAGGCAAAUGCAACCAGAGGCAAAGAAAGAGCGAAAAGAGAAAGACAACAACAGAAACACAAGAAGAGAGAAAUGAGGAGGUUAGUGAACUAAUCCAGUGAAAAGCUACAAAGGCAGCAUGCAGAGAAAAAAAAAAGAUGUGAUUUGCUAAAGAAGACAAAGAGAGGAAAAGGAGCGUGAGUGAUUUUUGAGAAGCUGAGAACCAACAAGUCAGCCAAAGGCGCAAACCACAACACACAACUAAAAUGACCAAACAACACUAAAACCUGCAACUACCAAACAAGAACUGAAGCAACAAACAAAAAUCCAAAUCUAACAUGGACAUACAGGUCUGUCUGUUUAAAGGGUUAGUUCACUCAAACCACAACAAAAUGAGCAUUACUAUUGAGUUCACAAACUUAAACACAUAGCCUCCAGUUCAAACUGUUUACAGUGAGGACUGAAUAGUGAGGACAUGGGUUUCUGGGGUAAGAUGCUUGUUAAUAUAUGGAGUAAGGAUUAAAAAUAAGAACAUUAAAUUUACCUUUAUUUUUCAUUAUUUCAUUGGCAUGUAAUUCACAAAAGAUAAUUUCUUGCUCAUGUUUUCACUGGUUGAUGUUUUUAUUGUUAGAUUUAGUGGAACCUCUGUUGUUUUGCAUUUAAAAUGGACCACAUCUCAUUUGUCAAUGUGUGGCUGCAUUACAGUGGUAUUAGUUUAUCUGUUUGUCUUUGGGGUUGUUUGUUUGGUUUGGUGCAUUAAAGUGCUUUUUGUAUACAUCUGUAUAUAUUCAUAGAAGAGUUAAAUCUAAUCCAUAUCAUUGCCAUAGCAACUGAUCAGAACUCUAAAAAAGAAUCAGUCUUUAAUGUGAUUAUGAUGAUGAUUCUAGAUGAUCUCUGUAUGUUGGAACAUUCUAGAACUAUCUUCUCUGAACCCCCAAAGAAGUUAAGUUUCUCUCACUUAGUGUCUACGUUCAGUACUGACAAGUCUUCAACAGCCACUGUUUGAAUACCGCCAACAACUGACCUACACCUGUACAACACCACCCACGACGACUACGCAACAAUCUUCUUUUCCAUCAGCCGAUAUGGAAAGACGAUAUAACUUGAGACCAAGGGUAUCUGGGAGAGUGCAGACCAGCAGCACUAUCCAGUUAUCCAGCUACAGUCAUAAUGUGCCUUCAGCAGGAACGCCUCCCAGCUCAGACACCCGCUGCCUGAGGCAAGCCCUCCUCUCAGCUGAGGAGCACAACAUGGAGCUGGCCAUUGAAAACGCUGCUCUGAAGCAGCAGCUUAGCAGCCGCACGGACCAGACGCUGCAAAAAGAGCUCCAUGCAGCCAAAUUAGAGCUGCAGACGGCUCUAGAGGCUGCGAAAGAGACCCAGGAUCUUCUCAAGAAGAAGGAGGGGUUGAUCCUGGAGAACCACAGGGAGCUCUCAUCACUCCGAGAGACCCUUAAAGAUCAGACCGAGGAGCUUCACCUCAGUUCAACUCAGCUCUGCCUCAAGAACAAACAACUAAAUGAGGCCUUGACAAGGUGCAGCAGUCUGGAGGAGAAGCUGAGGGAGGAGUUUGUCGAGAGAGAGAAGAAGGAGAUGAAACUGUCUUCCCUCCAAGAGAGCCUCAUCACCCAGAAGGAGGAGACAGACCUCUGGGUGAACAAAUACAAGGAGGUAAAGACAGCCCUAGAGGAGGAGACCCAGCGCAGCGCUGACCUUCAGUGUCAGGGGCAGCUGACCCUGAAAGAGAUCAGCUCCAUCAGGGGUGAGAUCCAAGCUCGCACUGAGGAGAAUCAGAUCCUCUCAACGACGCUGGGCCUCAGAGAGAACGAGCUGAACCAGAGCAUCAGCAGGUACGACGCCCUGGAAGAGCAGCACAACAAGGAGCUUCUCCUGAGACAGAGCCUGGAGAGGGAACUGUCUUCCCUUAGACAGAGCCUCAUCACCCAGAGAGAGGAGACAGACCUCUGGGUGAACAAAUACAAGGAGGUAAAGACCGCCCUAGAGGAGGAGACCCAGCGCAGUGCUGACCUGGAGCAGUGUCACAGGGAGCUGAUGCUGGAAGUGAAAACUCGCACUGAGGAGAACCAGGUCCUUUCAUCCACCCUGACCCUCAGGAGAGAAGAACUGAGGGGGACCAUCAGGAAGCACCAUGCUCUGGAAGAAGACUGCAAGAAGCAGCUUGUGGAGAGGCAGCAGAGCUGGGAGAGGAGGCUGCAGGAGGUGCAGAGGUUGUGGGCUGAGAAGGAGGAUGCCCUGGCAAAGCAGGUCUGCAAAGCAGAGGAGGAGGUCAAGUCCCUGAUUAUACAAAACAUCCAGCUACAGGUGUGCUGCUGCCUCACCUUUCAGAUGUUUCUUUGGCUCUUUGGAUUAGAGUAGCUUGUUUCAGAAUUAGUCUUUCAACGUUAAAUAUACUGUCUGUUUCUUUCCAGGAACUUGCACUAAGAAGAAGAAGAAGAAGACAAGAGGUUCCUGGAGGAAGAGGAGCAAGAAGAGCAGCAGCUUGGAGGAGGAGGCUCCAGACUCUUCAGCUCAAGAUGAAGACGCUGAUAAGAUGGAGAAGAAAGAAAAGAAGGAGAGAAAGCGUGGCUUCUGGAGAAGAAAGAAGUCAAAAUGCAGCAGCAAGGAAGAAGAGCCUCACACUGAGGAUGGACAAGAAGAGGAGGUGCAGGAGAAAAGAGGGUUCUGGAGGUGGACCAGCAGAAAGAGGAGGAGUAACAGGGGAGAUGGAGAGACCUGCUGCAGACAAACAGCAGUGAUCUCUCCAUCCUCCAUCCACCACCCCCCCACCCCCACCUUCCUCUUCCAUCCCUCCCCCUUCCUUCCUCCCUCCCUCUACACCUCUCCUUCUCUCAUCCUCCUACUCCCCACCCUUUCUCUCUCUCCACGACCCACCCUCUCUUUUUCCCCCAUUCCUCUCCUCUCUCUCUCCCUACCCCCUCUAUCCCUCUCUCUCACCCCGACCGGUCGAGGCAGACGACCGCCCACCAUGAGUCAGGUUCUGUUCAAGGUUUCUUCCUGUUAAAAGGGAGUUUUUCCUUGCCGCUGUUGCCACUGGCUUGCUCAUGGGGGAACUGUUGGGUCUCUCCAAACAACACUGACUACAGUCUAGACCUGCUCUGAUCCAAUACUUGAUUUGACUGAUUAAUACUUUGCCUUUAAAUAAAUGAAUAAAAUUGGCUCUAACUCCAUCUUCA